UUCUCGAAGGAACAGCCAAACGGUUUCUUGAAUUCGAGGUGAUAUCACAGUUCACAGACCCAACCCCGUCACAUGCUAAUGCUUAUGCUUAUGCUCGCGCUUUAUCUUUACUUCACAGUAUUCACAUUAACAAGUUUACAGAGCACAAGGAAACACUUCACAAUGCUGAUGUCGGGACUUUAGCUAUAGUUUUAUUACAAUGGAGUCAUGUUUUUGUUCCUUAAGCUCUUCUUUGUCACUUAAACCUCAGUUACUAACCAGCUUUAUCACUACCAUUAACGUUAGCUGGAGAAUCAAGAAGAUUAAGCCUCAUGUAUUACAAGUCUCUGCACAUUCUUACCAGAAAUUCAUUCAUUUUGCUGUUAGUGAAACCAAGCGCCACACUAGUUUGGUCCCAUCUCCUCUUCAGGAAAAAUAUAGUUCCAUGACUGCAGUGGAUUGUAGAACAGAGCUUAAAAUGCAAUCAUUUCAGUCUCCCAAAAUUAGACUCCUACGUACUUUGAACAUCGAAAAUGAAGCGAUGCAGGUUUUGGAUUUUACUGUUCUUCCCAGACCAGAAUUUGAUGUACCCAUAUUUUGUGCAAACUUCUUUACUGCUGCCAGCAUGAACAUCAUUGUGCUGGACCUCAAUCCCUUGCACAAUGUCAUUGACAGAAGUGAUUACAAGGAAAAGUACUAUAAAAGCUUAUUGACUGUAGGCCUCAAGUAUGUAGAGCUUUUUCCUUGGGGAGGAAAGCUUACAAGUGAGUCUUUACAAUUUUUCUCACCAAUUGUUUUAUGGACCAAGUUUACUUCAAGCCAGAGCAAACAUGAUGAUUUAUAUUCUGCAUUUGCUGACUAUUACAAGGUGUGGCUUCAGCUGAUUGAACAAGCUGUAGAAGAGACAGAUAUAUCUCAAAUUAUAUGCAACCGUGAAGCACAGCAUAAGUAUCUAACAUGGAGAGCAGAAAAGGAUCCAGGCCAUGGAGUUCUGAAAAAGCUGAUUGGUGAAAGUCUUGCGAAGGACUUGGUGAGGAACUUCCUAUUCAAUGGACUUGAUGAACUAGGAAGCAAAGGAUUCUUGGAUUAUUUCCCACAGUACCGCUGCAAGGAUGGGAAUAUAAACGAGAAGCGCAGUGUCAUUGGAAAAUCAUUUGAGAUGCGCCCAUGGGACACAAACGGAGAAUUCAUCGGUAACAAUAUCAAUAUUUAGCUCAGUAAUCUUAAGCAAUUGCUAAUGUUACACUUGUUCAUUUAUGAAGCUUGAAAAUUUUGUACGAUAAGUAUAACAUAUAUAUUGUACAUUCAAAACACUGUAUCUAGAAAUGUAUGUGUUGUAUUGUAAGUAGGUAAAAGGAACAGAUUCGAUUUGAUUAGCUCACGCAGUUUUAUCGAACUAUUUAUCUGAUGCUAGCAAUUUUUGACUCCAAUAUAGAGAAAUGUAUCAUUUUCAAAACA
This is a messenger RNA of Ricinus communis (castor bean), 1437 nucleotides long. RefSeq names its product phytochromobilin:ferredoxin oxidoreductase, chloroplastic. Gene Ontology annotation, biological process: phytochromobilin biosynthetic process. The coding region runs from base 200 to 1192 and encodes 330 amino acids. Lineage: Eukaryota; Viridiplantae; Streptophyta; Magnoliopsida; Malpighiales; Euphorbiaceae. Gene Ontology annotation, molecular function: cobalt ion binding; phytochromobilin:ferredoxin oxidoreductase activity. The record is from RefSeq and is a predicted model, not a curated record. The transcript is spliced from 8 exons.